CGUUGCCAUGGUUGCCAGGCAGCGUAUUGCGUCAGUGCGUACGGUGGGGCCUGGGUGCGGGAGCUGUGCGGCUUCUCCCGCCGAUCCCGCAGAUGCUGCCUGACCUGCUGAGCGUUCCCAAUACUUUCUGUUUUUCCAACAUCUUCAGGAUCUUCCCGUUGUAAUUAUUGUCAUCUUCACAUUCCCAAUGGCGCUGUUCACAAAAGGCUUUGUGCCUCUGACUCAUACAGCAGAAGCAAUGAGCCGGAUGUUCAGUACCUCAGCAGUCUGUGCAGCCAUACAGAAGAUGACCAGGGUGCGGGUCGUGGACAACAGUUCCCUCGGCAAUACCCCGUAUCACAGGCCACCCAAGUGCAUUCACGUGUACACCAAAAACGGCAUUGGCAAAGUAGGAGACAAGAUCUUGCUGGCCAUCAAAGGGCAGAAGAAGAAGGCGCUGAUUGUCGGCCACAAGAUGCCCGGUCCUCGGAUGACACCCAGGUUCGACUCCAACAACGUGGUGCUCAUCGAAGACAACGGGAACCCAACCGGGACGCGCAUCAAGGUGCCUAUCCCCACCAGUCUGCGGAAGCUGGGUGGCGAAUAUUCAAAAGUACUAGCAAUCGCUCAGAAAUUUGUCUGAUUGGGAAUCACCAACUCUUGACUGUCAUGCUGAAAGUGUCAACCACUUCCUGCAGCUUAAAUGUCUGCCGUUCUUGCUACUUUGUUCCAAGAUUUGAAGUUGGUUUAGUUAUAUCAAAUGUUUGUCUGUGCAUUAAAACUUUUAUAAGUC
This is a messenger RNA of Pristis pectinata (smalltooth sawfish), 772 nucleotides long. RefSeq names its product mitochondrial ribosomal protein L14 (gene mrpl14). Gene Ontology annotation, biological process: translation. Gene Ontology annotation, molecular function: structural constituent of ribosome. The coding region runs from base 188 to 622 and encodes 144 amino acids. The record is from RefSeq and is a predicted model, not a curated record. NCBI's taxonomy places the organism in Eukaryota, Metazoa, Chordata, Chondrichthyes, Rhinopristiformes, Pristidae. Gene Ontology annotation, cellular component: mitochondrion; ribosome. The transcript is spliced from 3 exons.